Messenger RNA from Papaver somniferum (opium poppy), 597 nucleotides. RefSeq names its product pentatricopeptide repeat-containing protein At1g62670, mitochondrial-like. Gene Ontology annotation, molecular function: protein binding. The coding region runs from base 1 to 597 and encodes 198 amino acids. The transcript has a single exon. The record is from RefSeq and is a predicted model, not a curated record. Lineage: Eukaryota; Viridiplantae; Streptophyta; Magnoliopsida; Ranunculales; Papaveraceae.
AUGAAACAAAAUGGAUUGAAACCCACAACAGUUACUUACACUAUUCUAUUAAGGGGACUAUACAGAGAUGGAAGAAUGAAGACUGCACAGAGGUUUCUUAAUGAGAUGCAGUCUUUUGGUUUAUCUCCAAAUGAAGUGACAUACACUACCAUGUUGGAUGGUCUCUGCAAGAAUGGAAAAAUGAAGGAGGCAAUAGAAUUGUUUGAAUCCAUGGAAGGUGCAGGAAUCUCAGCUAUUAAUUACAGGUACAGCAUUCUUAUUCAUGGUUUGUCUCAGGUUGGCCGGUUGGAAGAUGCAAGAAAACUGUUUAAUGGGAUUCCAAACAAAGGAUUUGUUCCUGAUGUAGUAACAUAUACCACAAUGAUCCACGGCCUCUGCUGCAACAAGAUGUUAUUGGAGGCUGAAAAACUAAUCAUGGAAAUGGAAGAGAAAGGUUGUUUACCAAAUGCUCGAACAUAUGAUAUUGUCAUUCGGGCUCUUCUUAUAGCAAAGGAGACUGACAAGGCAUUGCAUUUUCUUCGCAAGAUGCGUGAAAAUGAAUUUGCACCGAGUGAUUUUGUUGUUUUCCUUUUUAAUGUACACUCUUUCAGCAGAUGA